Messenger RNA from Penicillium nucicola, 1497 nucleotides. Its product is annotated as bestrophin family protein. The record is from RefSeq and is a predicted model, not a curated record. Bases 1 to 1497 code for a protein of 498 amino acids. Gene Ontology annotation, molecular function: chloride channel activity. NCBI's taxonomy places the organism in Eukaryota, Fungi, Ascomycota, Eurotiomycetes, Eurotiales, Aspergillaceae. The transcript has 7 exons.
AUGACCGACGGUCAUAGUGCUCCCGUGGCUGAUGCCCCAGCGGCCGCUGCAGUGGCCGACAAUACCGCCGCACCCGUAACAGCCGAUGUACGCUCCCAUGCUUUUCAGCACCAUGACACGGCCCCAUCGCAUGAGAAAGAGCCCGGCUCAAUGGGCCGUCUAACUCCCCGGCCAACGUUCCUGGAGAACUUGGCCAGCUCACGAGAUGCGCAAUUCCGACUUGACCGACGGGAUUCCAGUGAAUUGGAUCGAUAUUUUCAUGGCCCUCGCAAUAUGGAAAAACAUUCCAAAUGGCCCAUCUUCAUGCGAAUGCAUGGUAGUGUCAUGCCAAAGAUGAUACUGCCAUUGCUGUUUGUUGCUGCUUGGUCGACUUUGAUUACGUUGAUCUCGCGAUUUGUUCACUCUCUUGGUAUCAACAAUAUCCUGCUCACCGUGCUGGGUUUCGUGGUGGGCUUGGCUCUGUCCUUCCGCAGUUCCACUGCAUAUGAGAGAUGGGCCGAUGGACGCAAGUACUGGUCUCAGCUUAUUCAGACAUCUCGCAACCUUUCACGAACAAUUUGGAUCAACACCGGCGAAAGAGAAGGCGAGGCUGGGAAGGAAGAUCUUUUGCGAAAACUCUCUGCCUUGAACCUUCUUUUGGCUUUUGCCGUCGCCCUGAAGCACAAGCUUCGAUUCGAGCCCGAUAUUGCUUACGAGGAUCUGGCUGGUCUUGCUGGACACUUGGACACAUUUGCCCGUGAUGCCCAUGACCGCAGCGUUGUCAACCCCCCUGCCAAGUCCACUUGGAAGUCGGCAGGUGAGUAUCUUGGUGUCUCUUUUGCCGAGUCGAAUCCCCGCAAGUUGGUCAAGAGGUCCAAGAAGCCGGUGGGACAUCUCCCCUUGGAGAUUCUCAACCAUCUGUCCGCAUAUAUCGACUCGUGUGUUGCCAAUGGAACCCUUGUAUCGGCUUUGCACCAGGGACAAGCUAUUACCAUGAUGGCCACCUUGAACGAAGUUUUGACUGGCACAGAACGUGUUUUGGACACGCCUCUGCCAACCGCGUAUUGUAUUGCCAUCUCUCAAAUCGCAUGGAUCUAUAUCCUGGUGCUUCCAUUCCAACUGUACACUGCUUUGGAGUAUAUCACCAUCCCCGCUUCCAUUGUUGCCGCUUAUAUUAUCCUCGGAUUGGCUACAAUUGGCAGCGAGAUCGAAAAUCCCUUUGGUCAAGAUGUGAACGAUCUUCCCUUGGAGACGUAUUGUCGUCAAAUCGCAGUGGAAAUCGAUAUCAUUACUGCCACGCCGCGACCAAAUGUCAAUGAUUUCAUGGAACGUGCCGAAAACCUCGUUCUCUUCCCUCUCAGCCAGAUGGGAUAUCCUGACUGGAAGGAGCGAAGCGUGGAGGAUAUUCGCAGUGCUCUCCGGACAAAAGUGGUUGUCAGCCCCUUGGCUCCGGGUUCAGAUUCAUCUACCAUCGUGGAGAAUAUUCGCACCAAGUCCUCUGGGUCUGUAUCUGUCUGA